AAAACCUAUGUUUUUCUAGCACCAAGAAUAGGGACAUAUCUUGUCCAAGCUAAAGAGUUUACUCUGAAUAGUCCUGAUAAAUUUAUUUUUACAAAAGAAAAACAAUAACAUCAACCAUCAGCACUCAUUUGUUUAGAUUCUUUAAAUGAUUCUUUAGGCUUGAGACUUCAAUUUCUAAAAGUCCUUUUCAAGAAAACUCUUGAAGAACUUUUCUUUAUUUUCUUUAAGAUUUCUUUAUGAUUCUUGAGUGUAGUUUUUCUUUGCCCUUAAUAGAAGGAAACAAGUUCUCUCUCUCUCUUUCCCUCUCUAUCUUUCUUCAUGAUCUCACCAAAGUUAUUGCAAAACUCUUCAGCACUUUUUUCUGUCAUGUAGACAUCUCUUAGCCCAUAAAGUUUUUCUUUCUUUUUUCUUAUUUAUUUCUUGUCCUCUUUCUUGUUUCUUAAUUCACAUCUCUACUAUUUCUUUUCCUGUGGCAGACAACUUCCCCUCUGCAUUCUGCAACAUUCUUCUGCUUUGAUUCUUGAAAUUUCUUGGAUCCACUCACUCCUGCGGAAAAUCUGUAGUUUCUUUAUCUUUUUUUUGGUGGUCCUGCCUAUCCUUUGAAUUUCAAGAAUUUUCUGCUUCUCUUCUUUGACUUACAAGUCUAACAGAACUUUAUCAAUAUUCUUCUUAGCCCGUCGUCUUUGAAUUCUUUUAGCUAUUCUCUUUUUCAAUAUCCACUCUUUCUUGAACUAUUUUAAGUCUUUUGAGAUCUCUCUUAGUCCUGAUAACCUCCUGUUUUCAUGCAAGUUUCUUUAUUGCUUCCUUCUUUCUUUCUGACAGUAACCUGAAGAACUAUAGGCACCAAAAUAUGUGCUCACAAACAAGCCCUCGAAUAUCAUUCUCCAAUGAUCUUAGCCAAGACGAUGAUAUACCAAUCGAUCGAAGGGACACAACCCUCCUGGAAUCGAGUUGUGACUUCGAAUUCAGCAUUUGCAGCAGUAUAGACCAAUAUUCUUCCUUAGCAGAUGAGCUUUUUGCAGAUGGUAUGAUCCUUCCUGUCCGAGUUCCUGAAACAGGUUUUUCUCCUCCCAAUAAUCGAGUGCACAGAUAUGAUGAAGUUUCACCGAGAGUUUCAUCACUUCCUCCUCUUCCUUGUUCUUCUAUUAAUGGGGGUAACUCAAAGAAAGAAAUUAUGGUUCUGAAUUCAGAACUGGAAGAAAAGACUCAAUCCAGCAAGUCAUUCUGGGGAUUCAAGAGAAGCAGCAGUCUUAAUUGUGAUAUCAAGAAAAGUUUAUGCUCAUUGCCACUUCUUUCGCGAAGUAAUUCAACUGGAUCAGUGCCAAAUCCUAAGCACAAACCAACAUCAUGUAAGGAUUUAAGCAAGAACAAUUCACAGAAGCAACUAUCAAGGAAGUCAUCGGCAUCGCCACCUGCUUCUUCUGCCAGUACUUAUGUGUAUGCUUUGCCACAUAAGCCUCCAUUGAAGAAACAUUACGGUGGAUCUCAUGGCAAGAAUAAUGGUCUCAAGUUUAGUCCUGUGCUAAACGUGCCACCUCCUUACAUUGCUAAAGGAGCUGCAAAUCUUUUUGGUUUGGGAUCUUUUUUUCGCAAUGGAAAAGAAGAGAGCAAAAAAUGAUUGUUCUUUCUUGACGAAAUUUAGUGAUUAUUUUAUAUGACAGAUGAUGUGAGUUCUUAUUAUUAGCUUAAUUCUACAUAUGAUGUUAGAUGAGGAA
Messenger RNA from Ricinus communis (castor bean), 1715 nucleotides. RefSeq lists its product as uncharacterized. Bases 851 to 1618 code for a protein of 255 amino acids. Lineage: Eukaryota; Viridiplantae; Streptophyta; Magnoliopsida; Malpighiales; Euphorbiaceae. The record is from RefSeq and is a predicted model, not a curated record. The transcript has a single exon.